CGCCAUGUUAUACAGUAUAGUAUUGAAUUGCUGAAUUAUAUGAAAUCCAACCAGCUGCGCACAAUUCAAAAUUUUUAGGGCUUAGAAAAAUAUCUUUAGUUAAAUCACAUUCAGACCCAUGAAUGAAGAGGCAUUUACACAACAGCUGGCUAAGAUGUAAACAAUGAGGAGCCGCUGAUGGCGUAGUGAGGAGGCUGCACGUGUAGGCCUGCGGAGUAUGAGGCAUUCCAGGCCGACGGGACUAAUAUUCACAGCAGAUGAGGAGCCUAAAACAUAAAAGCAGUAUGAGGAGAGGUUGAGAAGCCAUGAGUGCCGCUGCCACUCAAGUGUGACGCCCUCAGCGGCACCAUAACACCUACAUGCUAAGGACUUGUUAACUACAAUUCGAGAUGCAGAGAGUGAAGUUCAUCCUUCCACUUUUCUCCCCACGGAUGAAGAGUCAGAGCCACUUUAACUUUGAAGCUAUGUGCAAGAUGACAUAUUUUCCCAGGAUCCAUUAUCAACAGCAUCAUUGCAAUCACCAACACUAUUUUUCAUGUGUCAGAUCUGUCCAUUUCCUACCUGUUAAUCAUCAUGUAAAAUAUCCCAAGACAUGUCUCCUUUGUGGAUGGAGGAGAAUUGUAAUCCCUACCAAAAUUGAAGCUUCUGUUAGAUCAGUUAGUCAAACAAGUGAUGAUGUCUCUGAUGAUUCAGGUAUCAUUAGUGAUUCCGAAUUUGAUAAUGAUGGUUUUAUUGGACGUAGAUUAUUAAAGAAAGAUAAGUUUGACCUCUUACGGGUUAACUUGUACCAAAAUCUAAAUGAUCCAGUUGUGACUAAACUUAACCAAGCAAAUAGUGUUCAGGAAGUGUUUGAUACAGUGGAGCACUGUAGAGAACAUUUAACAGUAGAGCAGUCAAGUCAAGCUAUUGUUACACUGUGGGAUCUUCAGAAGAUGUACGAAAGAUAUGGUUUUGAUUCUCCAUUUGUGACAAAUUCUCAACGCAAUUUUUUAUUGGAGAAAAUUUUGACUCAUUCGGUAUUUAAAAAGCUAUUAGUACACUUAGAAAAUGUCUGUGAAAAUUUAAAUAAUACUGCACUUUCUUGUUUGCUUUUGUAUUUAAAUAAAUUAGGAUUGAGAAAUGAUUCAACUCUUAUGCAGAAACUAACAGUGUUGUGUAUGGAAAGAUUAGAUGACUUUAGCUUAAAUGCACUUUCAAGACUUACAGUAUAUCUUCGUGACCAAGGCAUUAAGGCUUAUUUUAUGCAGUCCAAGUUAUUACCUGCCGUGGCAGCAAAGCUUAAAACUUGCUCAACACCUGAUGAAUUAUACUUGAUAACUAUAUGUCUAAAUAGUACAAAGAAACUUGUUACGGAAUCUUUGUUAGAUGAUUACAGAAAGCUAAUUGAGAAAAACUUAGAUGAUGGUUGUUUUGAAGAAUGUGACUCCAAAGUAAUAUUGAAAAUUAUAAAAUUUGUAAGCUAUAUGGAAUGGCCAUCAAAGCACAGGCUGCUCUUUCGUCGCUUAAUGUUGUACUUAGUAGAUAGAGUUCACCUGCUUAGUGCCAUGCAAAUUAUGGAUUUAAGUAACUAUUUACAGAGCUGUUUAGAACCACUAGCAUUAUCUAGGAAAAUUCAUCAGCACUCGAUAUCUCUGUUUGAGAUUUCUAAAAGUUCUGGUGGAGGGUCUGAACUCAUAUUUUUAGCUCCUUAUUGUUCAUUAAAAGCCAAGAGAUACUUUGAAGAGUUAGUUGCUGAAUACCUUGAUAAUUCAGAUUUUCAUGAAUAUAUUGUUAUCCUUUUCAAAAUUUUAAGGGAUUUUAAGACAUCAAAUAUCCAGUUGUGCAAUGCUUUUUGGAUUAACUCUAUGAAAGCUGUUGAGAGAGAGAUUAAAAGAGCUCCUGUCACUUACUUAGGCUUUGAAGAUUCAAUUCGCAGAAAAGUGUACCAGAAAUACAUGUAUUUCAAUAACAAUUUAGGUGGAACAUACAGAAAUUUUAGCUUGGAAAAAGUUAUGUCAUCGCUGUUACUUGAGGAUAUUUACAGCCAGACUGGACUUAUACCAAGCAGGCUGGCAAGCAUGUCAUCAUUCCUGAUGGCCUAUAAUAACAAUAAAGGAAUACCUGAAGAAGUUGUGGACAAAAUUCUCAAGUGUGGUCCUCAGUUUUCUAUUCUCGAUGUUUUAAAUUUGUCUCGGGGUAUCCAAAUAGCUUUGGCUCUAAAUCUAAAGAAUAUUCAAAGGCGAUCGAUGGAGCAGAUUACAGCAGUUAGCCGUAUGCUUGAUGGAUGUGCAGAAGAACAUUUAAAGACUGCCGAGUCGUUGCUGGAUGUCACAAACAUUACUCGGGCUUAUUUGUGUCGACAUGGGUCUUCCAGAACAUUCCUGUUUGAUAAACUCAUUAGUGCACUCAUCCCUCGUCUUCAUGAAUUAAAUUCACGCCGUGUGAAGGAUAUAUGCUUCGCUAUUUACAAUACAAAGUAUAUGGCACCAGAGGUACUGGAUGCCCUAGCACAAUAUGUGGUUGAUAAUGAAGAGCAUAUUCUGGCAGAUACAAUGGACCAUGUACUCAACUGCUUAUAUAAUCUGGGUUAUUAUCCUGCUGCUGGAGAACACUUCUUCUCAACAUGCACCACCAUCAUUCUAAAUGAAGGCCGUCGUCUGAAAGGUUUGAAUAUUCUCAAUAUGUGUUUGGCGCUGAAUAUGUAUGGCCACUUGACUUCUAAGCUAAUUCACAAUAUAUUCAACGUCACUUUCCUGGAUCAGCUAGAUGAAGAAAUAUCGGAAUGCUAUUCAAAGGCAACAUACCCCUCACGUGUACGCUAUACACUUAUGGACUUAAAUCGUGCUGUUUGCAUUGACCACCCAGAGGAGAAAAUUCCUUGGUUUCAUGAAAAAUAUUGCGAAGAACUUCUUCAAACAGUUCCAGUUCCUAAUAGUGUUUUCAACAGUGAGGUGCACCAAGCGCUCUCUCAUUUGGUUGGGGGUCCCAAUGUGCUAAGGGCCAAUGUCAAAGCUCCAUAUUAUUAUCUUUUGGAUUUUGAAUUCCUUUUAGACAAAGGAAAUCGAGCAGUCCCGGUAAAUGAGUACAUUCCAUUAAAAGAGCAGACUAACACUCACCAAAAUAUAGGUAUUGAGACCACAACUGGAUAUAGAAGGGUGGCUGUUCUCCUCCGCAAAGAAAAUGCCUACUGUGUUAACAGUCGCCAGCUGUUGGGUCGCCAUAAAAUGGAACGUCGUCACUUAGAGAUACUUGGCUACACUGUGAAAGAAGUACCACAUUAUAUGUGGUACUCAAUGGCCCAUGCUACAUAUGAAGACAAAAUUCUGUAUCUCAAGGAUAUAAUUUAUUCCGAAAAUUCAUGAUAAAAGUAAAAGUAAAAAAUAGUCUUAGAUUUUAUUAGGAAGAUUUAAAAAUUUUAAUUUGAUGGCAACCUGACAUUGAUAGAUAAACUAGCUUUGUAUGCAACAUGAAUAAAAGUUAAUAAUAAUUACAGUUCUGAACCGUUGUUGCAAUAACCAUCACCAGGUAGGCAUUGAAAGUGUAAAAUCUUUUACUAAUUAUGUGCCUCUUUUUAUUUAUUGUAUGGUUUAAUUUUGAAUAGAUUAAUUAUCUGUUGUGUUCAUAAACAAAAUGUUUUUGAUUACAAGAUAAUGCUCCUCAAAAUCCUCUCAGAUGGGUAAACUUGUAUAUUUUGUCAAUAAAGAUGUUAAUAAUAAAUUGUAUGUACUGUACAUAGUAUCAUAGUGAAUUGUUUUUUAAUAAAAUGCAUUUUAUUA
Molecule: messenger RNA, 3755 nt
Organism: Procambarus clarkii (red swamp crayfish)
Lineage: Eukaryota; Metazoa; Arthropoda; Malacostraca; Decapoda; Cambaridae
Product: FAST kinase domain-containing protein 1, mitochondrial
Biological process (GO): regulation of mitochondrial mRNA stability; mitochondrial RNA processing
Cellular component (GO): ribonucleoprotein granule; mitochondrial matrix
Molecular function (GO): RNA binding
Source: RefSeq, a predicted model, not a curated record